Molecule: messenger RNA, 536 nt
Organism: Aplysia californica (California sea hare)
Lineage: Eukaryota; Metazoa; Mollusca; Gastropoda; Aplysiida; Aplysiidae
Exons: 4
Coding region: 17-523 (168 amino acids)
Source: RefSeq, a predicted model, not a curated record
GCCCUGUUGUUACACUAUGUUGUUGUCUACUGUCUACCCUUCAGGCAUUUGGCAUACUUUGUUGCUGCUGGAUAUCACAGACGCGAUUCGGAACGUUUCUGACCCCGACGUCGUGGUACAUUGGCAGGUGAUGAACGUCCGCAGGUCCUACCCGGCCCAAAGAGGUGAUGUCGUGCACGAAUACCUACCUCCCGUCCCGAGAAAGGCGGAGGACACGAGAACGUUCCUGCUGCUGGUGCUGAGACAAUCGUCCAGGGUGGAUGCUCGAGCUGUGUGGCUUUACACUGGUGGUCAGUGCAGCAUGGGGACGGAGCACAGGUGUAAAUUUGACUUUGCAGCAUUCCAGAAACACUUGAACUUUCGCAUUGCCGGCCUGGCCUAUUUCCAUAGCCGCCAGGACGCUUUUGCAAGAUCGGUGAUGUUUAGAGGUCUUGAGAGAACGAACUCUACCCAAGAUGCAGCUCAAGUAUGCGCAGGAGUACCUGGCUACGCCGACCCGUGCCCCAGUCCAUGCCCUGUGUAGUGAACAUUACUCC